Cylas formicarius (sweet potato weevil) is the source of this 637-nucleotide messenger RNA. RefSeq names its product small ribosomal subunit protein bS18m (gene mRpS18C). The record is from RefSeq and is a predicted model, not a curated record. Lineage: Eukaryota; Metazoa; Arthropoda; Insecta; Coleoptera; Brentidae. Gene Ontology annotation, molecular function: structural constituent of ribosome; small ribosomal subunit rRNA binding. Gene Ontology annotation, cellular component: ribosome; mitochondrial small ribosomal subunit. The coding region runs from base 239 to 637 and encodes 132 amino acids. Gene Ontology annotation, biological process: mitochondrial translation. The transcript has 2 exons.
CCGAUAUUUGAUUUUCUCAAGGGAUGUUGGUAAUAAGCUGAUUUUCUCAAAGGAUGUUGGUAAUAAGCGUGUGUUCCUGUCAAGUUGCCCAGCGUUAUUGAAAAGCAGAGAAGGUUCUUUACCAUUACCCAAGUGUCUGUUACCAUAACUUAGGUAUUUAAUACAUAUUUUAACCAUCGAAAUUAAUAUUGAGUAAUUAUUGUCUCUGAUGAGCGUUUAAAAAAGACGAACAACAAUUAUGAACCAUAUUUGCAGUAAAAUUUUAAAGACGCUGAGCUCUGUCCCUACAACGGUGCGGUUGAGUAGUUCUGCUGCCUCCAUAAAAAAUGACGAACCUGACUUUGAUAUGGAAAAUCCUUUUGAGAAAGAGAAGCAAAAAUGCAUCCUAUGCAAGCAUAACCUCCAAGUGGACUAUAAAAAUGUGCGGUUGCUCUCCCAGUUUCAGUCACCUUAUACUGGAAGGAUUUAUGGCAGGCACAUAACAGGUCUUUGUAAACAGCAACAAGAACGAGUAGAACAGGAAAUAAUAAAAGCACAAAGUUCUGGUCUAAUGGCGACAUAUCUCAAGGAACCUUGCUUCUUGAGAGAUCCAAAAUUGUAUGAUGUAGAGAGGCCGAUACGUCCCCAUAGGUUUUAA